AUGGCGCCACGCAGGCUCAAUGUCCUGGUCUACACAGGAACGGGAUCAACCGUCGAAUCUGUGCGGCACUGCCUCUAUUCCCUGCGGCGCUUGUUGUCUCCUAAUUACGCCGUGAUCCCCAUCGCCGAGACAGCCCUCCUCAAGGAGCCCUGGGCUUCUACUUGCGCCCUUCUCGUGUUCCCUGGCGGCGCCGAUCUUGGCUACUGCCGCGUCUUGAACGGCGCCGGCAAUACCGCCAUCUCACUGUUCGUCCGCCGCGGAGGCGCUUACCUUGGCUUUUGCGCUGGAGGUUAUUAUGCCAGUCGCCGGUGCGAGUUUGAGGUUGGCCACCCGAAGCUAGAGGUCACGGGAGGCAGGGAGCUCGGCUUCUUCCCCGGCACCUGUCGCGGCGGUGCCUUCAAAGGCUUUGCUUACCAUAGCGAGCGCGGCGCAAGAGCCGCCGACAUCGUCGUCAACAAGAGCGCCUUUCCGGGGGUCGGCGUGGUUCCUGACGUCUUCAAAUGCUACUACAACGGCGGCGGCGUCUUUGUAAACCCCGAGACAACCGACGCCAGCGACACAGAGGUGCUCGCCGAGUACCAAGACGACAUAGAUGUCGCAUCGGGAUACGUGAAGGCCGCUGUGGUGUACUGCAAGGUCGGAAUGGGGAGCGCUAUCCUGAUGGGCCCGCAUCCAGAAUUCGCCGCUGUCAACCUGACUAAGCAUCAGGACAUCCCGGGGUACGACGGCCUCAUCAACGAUUUAGCAGCAGACGACGGAGCGAGGGCCAACUUUCUCAAGGCAUGUCUGACAAAGCUCGGCCUCGAAGUCAGCCAGGGGGAAUCAUCUACCCCGAGUCUGUCCAAGAUCCACCUGUCGUCGCUCAACCACGUCGAAGUUGGCAAGCUGCUAGCCUCUUUCCGAGACAUCAUCACUAAAGAAGAUACAGAGGAGUAUAUCAAGGACGAGAACGACCUGUUCCACCUCGAGAAGCCGGAUUCGCGAUGGUCCUUGGCCCACCUAGAUAGAGCACUCGCGAGCGAAUACACGGCGCAGAAGAAGACCACGGGCCGCGGGACGCCAGACCCGACGGCCGAGUAUAUACAGGUGCCAAAACAGGUUGUCUCGCACGAAAUCGCAUGGCCGGAACCUAAGGAGACUCCGUACUUCAACCAUGCUGUUUUCUAUUCGAGUCUUGCACAGUACAGGAAGAUGGACCCGGGGGCCAAAGAGUGGGGCGACGUGCUAAUGUAUGGCGAGGUUGUCACCAGCACGAAUACCUUGCUUGAGAAAAAUCACAAUCUGCUUUCGAAGCUGCCCACGGGAUUCACCAUUGCGGCUACCACCCAGGUAGCAGGCCGCGGCCGCGGGUCCAACGUCUGGGUGUCGCCUGCCGGGAGCCUGAUCUUUUCGACCGUAAUAAACCAUCCGGCGAAAGACGCCGUCACGCGGCCCAUCGUGUUUGUCCAGUACCUAGCUGCGGUUGCUAUUAUCGAGGCGAUCCAGACGUACGACGUCGGCUAUGACAAGCUGCCCGUCAAACUCAAGUGGCCAAACGACAUUUACGCCCGAGACCCCACGCAGUCGGAACAAGCCUCGUUCGUUAAGAUUGGCGGGAUCUUGUCCAACUGCGCUUACUCGGACGGGAACUACCAGGUUGUGCUGGGGAUCGGAAUCAACACGAACAACGGGCGGCCGACGACGAGCCUCGACGCCCUGCUGUCGGCGCUUGCCAGCAACAAGGGUCUGGCGCCCUUCCGCAUCGAGCGACUGAUUGCGCGGAUCCUCACUCGGCUCGAGGUGCUGUACGACGAGUUCUGCGGCACCGGCUUCUCGCGCCGGCUUGAAGAGAAGUACUACGAGCACUGGCUGCACGCAAACCAGAUCGUCACGCUCGAGGCAGAGGGCGGGGUCAAGGCGCGCGUGCUAGGCAUCACCACGGACUGGGGCAUGCUCAAGGCCGAAGAGGUCGCCGCGGACGGCAUCAACGGCGCGCUGCGGCCUACGGGCAAGGUAUGGGCCCUGCAGAGCGAUGAGAACAGCUUUGACUUUUGGAAGGGGCUCGUGAGGAGAAAGUGCUGA
Messenger RNA from Lasiosphaeria miniovina, 2061 nucleotides. RefSeq names its product biotin-protein ligase. The transcript is spliced from 4 exons. Gene Ontology annotation, biological process: protein modification process. Bases 1 to 2061 code for a protein of 686 amino acids. Gene Ontology annotation, cellular component: cytoplasm. NCBI's taxonomy places the organism in Eukaryota, Fungi, Ascomycota, Sordariomycetes, Sordariales, Lasiosphaeriaceae. The record is from RefSeq and is a predicted model, not a curated record. Gene Ontology annotation, molecular function: biotin--[biotin carboxyl-carrier protein] ligase activity.